AUGUUGAUAGAAGUCGGUGUGUCGACUAUGCGAUCAGUGGUAUUUCUUGCUAUUCUGGGAAUGACCUACAGUCAGAAAGGAAUAUAUCUGGAUGAAAAAGUCAAAAAUUUGCAGGACUGGAUGUACAGAAGACCGCUUAUUAAUUUAAAUGCGGACCGAUGGAAGACAUACGUACGAAGUGCGCCACGUAAUUACUCUAUGGUUGUGAUGUUUACGGCGCUUUCUCCAAAUGUUAAUUGUGCAAUAUGCAAAUCCGCAUAUGAUGAAUUUUAUAUACUGGCUAAUUCGUAUCGUUACGCAUAUCCUGAACUGAAAGCUCUUUAUUUCGCAAUUAUUGAUUAUAAUGAAUCUCCGGAAAUCUUCCAGCAAAUGAAUCUUAAUGUUGCUCCAGUACUUUUACAUUUUCCGUCAAAGGGUACCAAAAAAAGAACUGAUCAAAUGGAUUUUGAACGGCAAGGUUUUGACGCUGACAGUAUGGCAAAAUUUGUCUUUGAACGAACAGAUAUACAAAUUCGUAUUCUUCGUCCACCGAACUACGCAGCACCAGCGGUUAUUUUAUUAUUAGCAAUGCUUGUGUUAGGAUUAUUAUAUAUGCGCAGAAAUAAUCUCGACUUCUUAUACAAUCGUACAAGUUGGGCGUUAAUUUGUCUCUGCAUUGUAUUUGCGUUCAUGAGCGGACAGAUGUGGAAUCAUAUUCAUGGACCUCCAUUUGUUAUGACUAAUUCGCACACUCGUGAAACAAGUUUCAUCCAUGGUUCCACUCAGUAUCAGCUGGUGGCAGAAACGUAUUUGGUUGCGAUAUUAUAUGCUGCGAUAGCGGCGGGUUUCAUUCUGAUGAAUGAUGCAGCAGACGGCAAAGGUGAUUCUGGACGACGGCGGAUUAUGGUAUUUGUUGGUCUUGGAUUAGUGGUAAUAUUCUUUAGCUUACUGCUUUCCAUAUUUCGAAGUAAAUAUCAGGGAUAUCCGUAUAGCUUCUUGUUUCAUUAA
Brugia malayi is the source of this 987-nucleotide messenger RNA. Its product is annotated as putative 37.7 kDa protein ZK686.3 in chromosome III, putative. Lineage: Eukaryota; Metazoa; Nematoda; Chromadorea; Rhabditida; Onchocercidae. Bases 1 to 987 code for a protein of 328 amino acids. Gene Ontology annotation, cellular component: oligosaccharyltransferase complex. The record is from RefSeq and is a predicted model, not a curated record. The transcript has 6 exons.